AGCGGGGAUCCGCGAUCCCAGCUUCCCAGCCAGCCGCGGGCUCCCCCCGCGCUUCGCGGGUGAUGGGAUAUAUAGAGGGAGCCAUUUAGUUGGGAUGAGCUGUAAAGGAAACUAAUUUUAUUUUAUGACUCCGGCACCUGUAAUAGGCUCAGAAAAAAAAGAACACAAGAGGAUCAUGGCGCUAAGCUCAGGAGAGAUAAUGCAGUGUCUCUACACAGUAAGCUUGGUUGGUUGGAAGCCCUGAGUCAGUGCAGCCCUUGGAAUAUGGCCUGCCAUCUAAUUUAAAGGUAAAAAUUUAGAAAGCCGCUUGCAUGUUAUUUUCCAAAUUUGCAUAAAUUUUGAACACUUUUAAUACUUUUAGUACUGCCAGCUUUCUCAUAGGCACAUUGUUUUAUAAUCAUAAACGAGAUAGUUUCGUCUUGAAGGAAGCACUGUCAUUGUACCUUCUUUAAAGCUGUUCACCAUUGGCCCUUCAGCCCCUAAACUUUAAGAGACAAAUUUUUCACUCCCAACAUUGUUUCUUGCGCGUUUCCAAAGUUUUCACCAAAACACCCGGAGAAAAAAUACGAAAAGGAAUCUUGCUCUUAUUAUAAGGAGAAAAAAAUAGACAUUUUUUUCUUUAAGAGAGCCAAGGAGACCGGUUAAAACUACUAUACAGAUACAGUACUUAUUUAGCUAGUCCUUUCCAUUCUAGGAGCUUAGCUUCCCAUUUUUAGUGUAAGUACAUGUUAGGUGGGGACCCAUUUGAUGUAGAAGAGAAUUCCUAGUAUAAGGAAAGAAGAGUUAAACAUUUUUAAUUUUUUUUUCUAAGAAAUCAAUACGUAAUAACACUGAAUAUUGGAAACCGGAUGAUCUACCCAAACCAUAGGAUUUUUACCUAUAAUAAAAGGGAGGCAUGGUUUCUUCGUAGGCUAACUAUAGUCAUUGAAUUUGACCGUGUAUAAAUACAUUUUUCCCUUUUCCCCCUCCGUAUGAAGACGCUGCAGAAAGAAUGAGGUGUGAAGAGCCGGUGGUGAGCAUGGAGGAGACUCACGGGCUGGAGAACGCUGCAGCGCAGGGCGGCCUGUAUCCGGACCUCGUGCCGGCGGCUCCCGGCCGCCUGGGGGCACCAUCCUCCGAGGCCUGGGGAUACUUUCACCUGGCCCCAGCGCGUCCCGGGCACCCCACGGGCCACUGGGCCACCUGCCGGUUGUGCGGGGAGCAGGUGAGCCGCGGCCCUGGCUUCCAUGCGGGGACCCUAUCGCUGUGGAAGCACUUGAAGAGCGCGCACCGGCGGGAGCUGGAGAAGAGCAGCGCCCGCCGCGAGCCGCCCUCUGCCUCCUGCCUGCCGCCGCCGCCGCCCGCUGUCCCCACUGCCCCCGCCGCGGCCGCCGAGGGCGACUGGGCGCUCCUGCUGGAGCAGAUGGGUGCGCUGGCCUUCCGCGCCAGCCGGCGGGAGCGGGAGCUGGAGCGGCGCGAAGCUGCGGUGGAGCAGGGCGAGCGCGCCCUGGAGCGGAGGCGGAGGGCCGUGCAUGAGGAGGAGCGCGCUGUGGCCCAGGCGCGGCGGGAGCUGCAGGCCGAGAGGGACGGGCUGCAGGCACGGCUGCGGGAAGUGAGCCGCCGGGAAAGCGCUUUGGGCUUGUCCGCAGUCCCGCUGCAGAUGCCACUGAAAGAGGAACAGGCUGGGGAGAGGGACGGCUACAUAAUAACGAAGGUCCUCCUGUAGAGUUCUGGUAACUUCCACCACUGGCAACAGCGCUACCCAAACCGUGGUUGCACACCGACAUCUUUGAAGCAGCAUUUCAGGCUCUGCCGCAGCCCUACUUAAUCAGCAUCUCCAGAUGUGGGGCUCGCCAGGGGGUGUUGAUGCUUGCUUAAGUUUGAGAAGCACUCCGGGAAAACAUAAGACGCCAAAAUCACUUCUUCUCUGUGGUCACCUGUGGUUAUUGAGGAGCAUAAUCCCCAGUGGCCUCCUUGGGUGUUGGCAUUUACAUGUAAAGAGUAGAGCUGCAUGCAGGGGAAGACUUUGGGAAUAAUAACUCCAGCAGCCCUGAAGAACCUGAUUAUCCCAGCCCAUGGCCACUCAAGGCCCAGAACCUUGUACUGGGUGACUUAGAAGACAGAAACUUCUUUACAUGUUACACUAUUAUCACACAUGUGCCUACACACCAGCCAGGUCAACCCAGGAUGGAAGGUGCUUAGAAAUGAGGAUAAAGCUUGGGUCUGGGACCUUACUCCAAAAAAAAAAGUUUUUCUCAUUUCCUGUUGCAUAAUCUUUGCCCAUCAUCGAGUUCUGAAAAGGGGACUGUUGGUUUCCAUGACUGCCCUUUAUUUUUCAUCAUCUCCAGUCCCUUGUUCCCUUCUUGCUCUCCCAGAGCAGUCCUGGAGAACCCCUCUUUUUACUUGCCUCCACACCUCCCAACCCCCAAGUUGCCCAACCAGUAGUAGGUUCACCCUAUCUCACCUCAGCCAUCCUGUUUCCCCAAUCAGACCUUAUGGCAGCUGUUUUAAAUUUCUGCCCAUUUGCUGCUUCACAUCUGUCCCCUUACUAGCAACGUAAGACUUCACCCCCUUGUUGCUAGGAGGAGCAGUUCCUUCCCCAUGUGUCUUCACAAUCCUCACCUGGGCAAAAGGAGAAGGCAUCCCUCCCAUCCAAGGCCAUCUCUUCCUCUCAUGUUUUCAUUUCAUUCUUCUUCCACCUUUAUUGAGUUUUUACUCCAUUAGUUUUUCCUCCUUUCCUCUGUAUCAUUCCCUUUCUCCAGACUCUUGUUCAGCAAUGCUCAGCGUACUGAAAAGACUCUCCCUGCCUGGAUGCUUCCAACUGAACAUCAUCUAAGGGUCGAGUAGUCCUCCCUGCCUCCCCAUUCUACUUACUCCUUUACUUUGUGAUCAGGUUUCCACACUAUAGUGGACUCUAAAGAAGCCACUACACUCUCCCAGUCACUGAAUAUGAUGCUUUAUUUUCAUCCUUCCUUCUGCUGAAUCUCUCCCAUCUUGAAAUUCCUCCACUGGUAGGAGGAAUUUCCUUUUCCUCCAAAGACUUCCUUUUCCUGGUAGAGACUCAUUCUCAGUCUUUAUCUCAGGCUCCAUUUCUCCAGUUUUUUUUUUUUUUUUGUAUUGAAAAAUAACCAGAAUCUAAGAAAAGCUGAAAGGCUAGUAAAUGAAUAUCCAUAUAUACUCUUCACCUAGACUAAACAUUUUGCCAUUAUUUACUUUUCCUUCCACCCCAUAGGUACAUGCAUAUAUUUUUUUCAUAUACCCCUAAGUAUUAUUUCAGCAUGUAUCUGCUAAGAAUGAAGACAUUAUUCUAUAUAAUUCUAGUACAAUUACACCUAAAAAUAUAAACAAUAAUUCUCUAAUAGCCUAUAAUAUAGAGUAUUGACAAAAAUUCUCCAGUUGUCCCAAGACUGUCUUUUGGUUGUUUUUGGUUUUGUUUUUAGUUUCUUUAAAAGUGGUCUAACCAAGCUUCAUACUCUUGGUUAUGAAUUGUCUCUCUAGCACAGACCCCUUACUAUGUUUUUUUUCCAUGACACUGUUUUAAAGAGCCCAGGCCAGCUGUCUCAUAGAAUGUCCUGUAUUCUGGGUUUGUCUGAUUGUUUCUUCAGGCUUCUUUCUACACUCUUGACUCACCUACUUACAGAACUGCAAUAAUCACUUCUAUGUCAGUGACUCUUAGAUCUCUAGCUUUGUAUGUUCUCCUCAGGUCCAGUCCUUCAUAUCCAAUUCUCUGCUGCUUCUACCUGCAUAUCCUGCCACUACAAAUGGAAGGGGCAAGUUUAUUCAACUUCCCAUCUCCACCCCUCCCCUAAUAACUAAUAUUUAUUGGGCACUUAAAAUGUACCAAGCAUGUCCUAUACACUUGACAUGGAUGAUCUCACUUUAUUCUCCCAGCAGCUUCAUGGGAAGGUACUAAUACACCCAACUCACAUUUAAGGAUAGAGAGGGGCUAAGUAGCUUAUACAGACUCACAGCAAGUAAGUAGUAGAGUGGAUCCAAAUCUAAUCAUUCUGCCUCCAGAAGCCAUGCUGACUACUGUAGUAUACUGCCUCCUGAGAGCUCUGCUUCCCUGUGACGUAGUCACUAAAGCUGACAAUGUUUCCUUCCUAACUCCAAUGCCAGUUAGUACCAUCAGGACAUUAUUUUCUGAGCGUUCUCCAUGUGCCAGCACUGUGUUCAAAUGCUGAAGGUCAGUAUUGUAUGCCAUGCUGCAACCCCAUGACAUAGGUGCUACUCUACCCAUUUUGUAGAUGAAAAGCUUGAAGGAGUUAAGCAAUGUUUCACAGUCACACAGCUGCUAAGUGGCAGAGUGAGAUUGGAACCCCACCCUGAAUCUGUGAUCCCUGCUCUACUGAGUAUAUUUUGACAAAACACUGCUGUCUUCCUUCUGAUACCCCCUGCCAAGUUCUGGCCCCAAUUAUCAUUCAUCUGGGGUUGAUACUCCCAUUCUUGUCUUCCCCCACUGGCCCACCCAACACACAUCUUGGCCAAAGGAAUCACCCUAAGCCAAUGCUGAUUAUGUCACUUUCCUGCUCAAAAACUCUAGGAUCACCCAUCACCCACUUACGAUAGGGUGCAGUCUUCGGCUUUGAACAUUUCAGCAGUCUGAUGUUCAAGCCCUCUCACCCUAACAUCAGUUUUAACUGUCCUCUCCCCAACUUACACUGUAUGGCUCAGCUGAAUUGGACCCUGUGUUCUUCCUGGUGUGCCUUACUCUAGGCACCUUUAUGCCUCUGUUUUUCUUCCCUCCACUCAGAGAGUCCCCUUCAGUGUCUGAGCACCAAAACUCCCACCCAUGUUUUAAAACCAAGCUCCAUUCAUCUGGAUAAAUGAAGCAUUCCUUGAUUACUCCUCAUUCAGAGGUAAUUCCUUAAUUCUCUGAACUCUCAUGGCAUUUUGUAAUUCAGAACCUUUAGAACAGGCCAUCUAGCGUAUGGUUCUUGUCUUACCUCUGCUGCCAGACCAUGCAACCUUUGGGUGUAAGGAUGGAGCUACAAUACCUCGCCUAUAAUAGAUGCUCAGUGCAUAUUUCAGGUGUUAAAAAGACUCCAUGUGUUUAAGAUUUUUACAAGCUGAUUUUUUCCAUAAUUAUUAAUGCUAUUCUUCAUUUUGCUUUCAUUCUUGGAGUAAUAUUCUUAACACACACACAAAAAUAGACUAAAAAGGAAAUAGCAGUAAUAAUUUUUUAAAGCUGUUUAGUCAAUAAAGAUUUUAAAGUGUCAGUUAUAGGCUGUCUUGUUUCCAUUCAGCCAACUACCUUAGCAUGUCAUUAUCAAAAGUGUUAUUUCUCUUUUGUAAAACUUAUUUUGUUCAUUUUAUAGGUGACCUAAAUGUAUUGCCUCAAUUUGGAAAAACAGCAGGAAACACAAUCCCCCAAAGUCCUGUCCUGUCACUUUGAUAAAACUGCUAUUAACAUUUUAAUGUUUUCUUCUUUUUUCUUUUGCAACCUUUACAUUAUUCUAAUCAUAGUAUAAGUUAUUUCUCUUAAAUAUUUGAAGUUAACUUUUGCAUGAGGGUUUUUAAAUUGGGCUAUAAAAUCUGGAUAUGGACUUUAUAUAGAGGGGAAAAAACCCUACAAAUGAUACUCUUCUAUUUUAACAGUUGUUACAAGCAUCAAAAUAAAGCAAAGAUUUACAAUUUUAACUACUCCCUCAGGAAAGAUGGCUGCUGGGAUCAUGAAUAACCUUUUCAGGGAGCAGAGAGCAAUUAGCCUGAGAGUGAUGAUUGUGGGGGCUAUAUUAGGAUUUUCUAGGGAAAUAAAACCGAGAGGAGUAAAUAUUAUGUAAAUAUUAUAUUUUUACAAAAAUUGUCUCGUGUGACUGUGGGGGUGCACAGGUCCAAAUUCCAUAGGGCAGGCUGCAAGCUGGGAACUCUAAUGAAGGUUUUAAAUGGAUUCCCCAGGAGAAGUUGGUUGGCUAAAGUAGAUAUGGAAAGUCUCUCUUCUGACUGCUGAUUGGAUGAACUUCUCUCAGUGUUGAAGGCAAUCUCCUCAGUUGACUGUAGAUAUAAUCAGCCAUACAUGUAAUCAACUUACUGAUGAUUUAAGUCCAUGCAAUAUUCUCACAGUAACAAAUCAGGCCAGUGCUUACUUAACCAAACAACUGGACACCAUCACCUGGCCAAGUUGAUACAUGAACCCAACCAUCACAGGGCCAAGGAAAGAGAUUUUACUUUCUGCUUUACACACUUCUACAUUGUAAUUUUUUAUACCAAGCAUGAAUUACUUUUAUAAUAAAAAUUAUUUACAUUUUGCAAAUAAAAAAUCCUCACUAUAUGCAUUCAGCUUACUUAGUUAAAAUAAAUAAAGCGUCCAACACAAGGACAAAUGUAAUUCCCACUUUCAGAAAGGCCCUUGUCUGGCUAAUCCCA
Choloepus didactylus (southern two-toed sloth) is the source of this 6345-nucleotide messenger RNA. It is a transcript of the gene ZBED3, whose product is annotated as zinc finger BED-type containing 3. The transcript has 3 exons. The record is from RefSeq and is a predicted model, not a curated record. NCBI's taxonomy places the organism in Eukaryota, Metazoa, Chordata, Mammalia, Pilosa, Megalonychidae. Gene Ontology annotation, biological process: regulation of transcription by RNA polymerase II. The coding region runs from base 992 to 1705 and encodes 237 amino acids. Gene Ontology annotation, molecular function: transcription cis-regulatory region binding.